CCUGUCUACCACACAGUUUGCCGGCGUGCUUCGCAUACUUUGGUUGCAUUUUUUUCGCAUAGUCGUCAUCGUUCAUCUUCAUAGUCAGCACCGUCGCGUUAAGCUGGUUGCCACCAACAAACAUUGCACCGACCGCAAAUAUCCGCAUUUGCAUUCUCAAUCGCAAUAGCAUUUGAAAUCACUUUAUGUGCCGCGCGCCUUCGUUUCUUCACUGUUUUUUUGCAAUUUUUUGUUUUGGCGCGGUUUGACUUUGUGGUCGCCCUACAUAGCCUUGUACGUACAUAUAUGUGUGUCGUGAGAUUAGCGUGAGCGCGAUAGUUUGUUUGGGCAAAUUCUGAAUGCCGCAUGCUACAUAGUGUCAGCCUGCAAUCAAGUUUCCAUAUUUUGAUUUAUAAUCGUGCUUCAGUUGCGCGCGAUUGCCAAAGGCUACUACUGAUUUGUCAUAUUUCGCGUACGAACCUGUAUUAUUUCCCGCGGUGCUAGUUUUGUUUUCAUUAGCAAUGUGUUGCUUCAUUUACGACGUUUGUUGAGCUUUCGGUGAAAAAUUGCCGUGUUUUUUUUCAAGUGAAUUGAGUUUUUUGUGCUUUGGUCAAAACUACUGAGCGUUAGUGCACAAAAGUGUUAUUCACAAAAACAGUAAAAAAGUAUGACUGGACUCUAUGGUGAUUGUAUACCCUCAAUGAAAUAAAAGAAAACUAAAACAUAAAAUCUGUCGGCCAUAAUAUUAAGAGAUGUGUUUUUAGUAUCGCGUUAUAAAAAGACAAGUCCAAGGUGCCUCAUAUUUGGAUACUGCUUUAUCCGGCGUGUUAUUAAAUUUGUGUAUACUUUGAGAUGUUUACCGAAGGUUUCGGCUUAAAACUAAAUACAUAGAAACGUACCGAUAAGACUAAAAAGUGUUCACACGAAAUUACUGAUUUCAAAUAAUAUACAAAAAUGACGUUUGUCAAAACUACAAUUUUUAUGCUGACGCAAAUAACUUCGAUAGUUUAUUAUUAAACGAAGUAAAUAUUUAAUUAAUAUAAGCUCGUAAAGUAUAACUGACCGACCAAUGAGUGUUAUGCUAAGCAAAAGGAAAAUAUAUUUUUCGUAAACGCUAUGAAAAUCAAGAGCAAACUUCUUACCAAAAGUCUUCAUAGAAAAGAUAAACAAACGAAUCAAUUUGCAUUCAUCAAGAGACAUUAUCGCACAAUUUAAAGAUUGAGCUAUUUUCUUGCCGUUGGCAGAUGUGAAGGCUGAUUGAAGUGAACAUUAUUCACCAUUAGUGUGCUGCCACCGACAAUAGCUGUGAAUUUUCACACCAUUCUGCAACACCAUUUUUCGCACGUGUUUUCCUGUGGCACAGUUUUCAUCAUUUUCUCGGUUCCGUUUCCGCACUGUUGAAGCAACCUAAGACUUUAAGGUUGCAAGUUGUUUGUGUGUUAGUGUUUUGAAUAAGGCCACGGGCGUUUUUUGUGGUCCUCGUGUUUGUGCGCCCGUCACCCAGAUUGCCCCUAGGCGUGCAACUCAAUUGUAAAUCAAAUGUGCUAAUCACCGUUUGGCUGACAUUUCGCGCCUCUUUUCUCGUUGAUUACGCCAGCUGCAUCUAUACUCGGAUUUUCGCGUGCGUUGUCCAUCCAAAACGCUGACAUGUGUAAGAGCGUGCAUGUGCUGUUACUCCUUCCCCUCCUUGCCAUUGCUAUUAAGUUAUGCCCCUUUUUCGUGUUGCUGCCAUAGUGUACAUGGAUUAGUUGUAAGCACAAACAACGAAACAAUAACAACAACUCUGGCUGCUCAGCGGCAAAUGGAACAAUAAUAAUAGUAAAAGCAACACAGAGGACCCACCUUGGAAAACCGCUUUACGCUAAUUUAUGACUUAGUCAUUACUGAUGUUGUUUAUGCGAGUGUUACUCGACAUUGUUGUACAUGUGUAGUUUGUGUUGUUUCAUGUUGUAACAGCAAAGUGUUGCAUCAUUCCGGUAAAUUAAAUUACAAAUACAUACCACACAUUUGUGUUGUUGGCCGGGGCAAAUUGCUACAGCAGGAGUGUAUUUAUGUAUUAACACUGCCAACCAGAUUUUAUUAUUUGGUUUGAGUCUAUGUUAUUUUAGAGCCUGAUGCCUCAUCUUAAAUAGUUUCCUGCUCUUCCUGAUCGUCCCGCAACACAAGACGAACGCUGAUGCUAUGAAGGCAACAAGCAACCUCAGUUACAGCCACUCCGUUGCAGUAGCUAACACCAGCGCCAGCUCAAGCUCCACGCCCACAUCUUACUCUGCAAGUAGUAGCAGCACUUCGGCCGCGUGCUCACAACUUACCACCCCUACCGCACCGGCUGUAUCGGCAUUGGUUUCAGCCGCAACAGCAACAACGAAAUCAACAAAGACAAAACCUGCAAUCAAAACGUCAAAGGUGAGCUUUGCACCGCUAGACAUAACCUUCCCGCCUCCGAACACAACCUCCAACAUUAGCAGCUGCGCUACAACGGCCACGUGAUACGAAAAUCCCAACAUGCCACACAACAACAUCGUGUGUGAAUGGCUGCGUGCCAUAGGUAUGCAACAGUAUGCCGAAAGCUUCAUGGAAAAUGGCUACGAUGAGCUGGAGAUCUGCAAGCAAAUCGGUGAAAUCGAUCUAGAUGCUAUUGGUGUAGACAAUAUACAGCAUCGGAACAAACUUCUGAAGAGUGUGCGAUCAUUGAGGGAGAAAGGAGCAGCCAUUGUGUAUGUGAUGAUUAACGAUCCGAAAGCGUUGAGUAGUAGUAAUGAAAUUCUGGCAUCUGAUUGUGAUGCGCCAACAACGAUGAAGGAGCUGGAGGCUGUUAUGAAGCGUCACUUAGAGGCUGAUGGAAUUCGAUUGACAGCACACCCAUACUCGACGCCGGAGGGCAAACGUGGCUAUUUGGAAGGCCUUGCCGCUCACUAUAGCAAACAGAUUAAUAUGCCGUACGAGGACGUGUUGGACGCAAUUGAAGAGGUACGCGUCUCCAAGUGGAAGGAACGGCAUGUGCGCAUCUCGACAGGGCACACGUUGUCAAGGCGAGCGGGUGGCAGCAGCAGUGGUGGUGGUGUCAGCGUCAUGUCUAGCAUGAUGGGCGGUGGUGGCGGUGUAGGUGUUGGAUUCGGUAUGAUUGGCGGCAAUAUCGCAAAUCAAUCAACCUUGCCAACAAGUCACAGCCAACCAUUGUAUGUGCCAGGGAAGUAUUCGCCAUCUAGUUGCCUUACGAAUCGUGAGGAGAAUGAAAUAUACAGCUAUACACAAAACGAUUUGGCAAAUCGCAUGGCCCGAAGUGCAAUUGAUUCGAAAUCGGCGGUUAACCUGAAUGGCAUGCAACACAGUUAUCCGGGCGCCAGGCGGAAUUUCUUUUAUGAAUUCUCGGCAACAGAGGGACGCAAUCGGAAUAAAAGGCGCACUGUGUUCGCACGUUUCCUUAGCGGCUUGAAGCAAGGCGCAGAGGAAAAUAGCCCUAAUGAAGGAAUGCAGUUGAAGUCCUCCGAAAAGUUGAAAGCCUGCAGCACGAUGAAACGCGUUGAGCCACAUCAGAAUUUCGAAGAGACAAUAAGACGCUUGAAGACGCAAAAGAAAAAAGCUGAAUCACAUGACAAAGGAAUACACGACAGGGGCAAAGAGGUGGCGCACACCAUGGUCAAUGAAAUGCCACUCAACAAUUAUACGAAGCAUCCUUAGGACAUGGCAAUAAGCGAGGCGACGGAGGCAAAGGAGCAAAAAGAGUCAAAUGAUGUAAAAGAGCUGAAAGAGACGAAUGUAGUGGAAACGGCCCAGGAGGCAACAGAAGGCGGUAAAGAGGGCGCUAAGGACACCGAUAUUGUGACGAAAUGCAGCAGAAACUUUGGGAAAAAGGAAAUAAAUGAAAUUGACAAACAUAUCUACGAAAAUCAACUGUGAAAAGGAAGAAAUAAGUGCAGUAAAAGGAUAAGAGGAGCUGUUGGGUAAGGACAUAGGAAAUAACUCAUCAGAUGCGGAGAUGGUGCGAAAAUGAUAAUAACUUUGCGGUUGUAAUUAUACAUUCAAUUUUCCAUUUCUCGAAUUGCCUGACUCGAAGCGAAAAGUGAAAAAUGUCAAUAUCACAAAGAAAAAAAGCAAUUUCUGUAGUUUCUCCUUGCCUGUAGAAUUUGCUGGAUAAAUUAGUUUCAUUUGCAGUUUUAAAAGAAAUAUUGGCAUUGGUGAUGCCGCAAGCGUGAAAGGGAAUAGAGAGCGAAACGCAUAAAUGUGAAUGGCAAAAACCUCAAUUAAAAUCCGCAACAAUAAUUUAAGUCCUUUCCAUCGAAACCGACCGAACCGAACGCAGGGCAGACAUAGUACCUACGUACAUAUUAUUCACUUAAGGUCCCCAUACACAGGCACACACGGCAACCACUGAGUCAACGUUCGGUACAUGCACGCAUUAAAUUUUACACAUAUGCACAUAUUCAUACAUACACAUGUAUGCAUUCAUAGAAAAGAGAAUAUGCAAUAAAUUAGGCACAUCAGUCACUUUCACAGUCGGAGCUGCGAAGUUUUCUUGCCCCGGCCGUUGACCAAGUAAAUGGACGAGACCAACGAGUGAGGAAAAUCUUUUCGUGCGUCAAUGUGCUUAAAAAGGGAUAACAACGUCCGAUACACCAGGGAUUAGCAGUGAAUGAGCGCAAACCAAAUGGCCAACAAACAUACGGACAUACGGGGAGAUUAUGGACUUGUGGACUGGGCGUAUAGCACAGUGUGAGUGUGUAUUUUGGUGUGGCGAGCAAUUGCUUAAUGGGUAUACCGAUGCCAUUUCGAUCGACACCACCAACUGACCGAAAAGGCUUUUCCUGCAUGCAUACACCUACAUGCUUUUACAGAUACCUACAUACAUACAUAUGUAUUUACAUUUGUAUCUAUAUGACUUAUCGUAUUGGCACGCUGGUAUUUCAUGCGGGUUUUCCAACACACACAUGUACAUACACAUCGUUACCUUCAUUCACAAAGGCCCUAUCCAAAUUUUUUUUUGUUUUACGUAAAAAACGUUUUAAAAAGUGGCAUCACUCCGUGGUUUUUUGUACUAACACUUUAAAAUUUUUAGUGAAGGUUUUUUUUUAAUAUAUCCUUCCAAAUCGAUAAAGUUCAGAUUACCCUAUGAAAACGUCUUAACGGGUUGAAAUCGGUACCAAAAUUUAUAUGUAAUAUCCUCGUCUUUAGUAGUAUCGAUUUUGGGUAUUAAAUGAAAAUAAC
Rhagoletis pomonella (apple maggot) is the source of this 5184-nucleotide messenger RNA. RefSeq lists its product as uncharacterized. Gene Ontology annotation, molecular function: protein binding. The coding region runs from base 2485 to 3660 and encodes 391 amino acids. The transcript has 8 exons. The record is from RefSeq and is a predicted model, not a curated record. NCBI's taxonomy places the organism in Eukaryota, Metazoa, Arthropoda, Insecta, Diptera, Tephritidae.